AUGCCUUUAGGGGCGAGGGGCGCGAGGGAUUCCGCCCGAUGCCUUCAGGGGCGAGGGGCGCGAGGGAUUCGGCCCGAUGCCUAUAGGGGCGAGGGGCGCGAGGGAUUCCGCCCGAUGCCUUCAGGGGCGAGGGGCGCGAGGGAUUCCGUCCGAUGCCUUCAGGGGCGAGGGGCGCGAGGGAUUCCGCCCGAUGCCUUUAGGGGCGAGGGGCGCGAGGGAUUCCGUCCGAUGCCUUCAGGGGCGAGGGGCGCGAGGGAUUCCGCCCGAUGCCUUCAGGGGCGAGGGGCGCGAGGGAUUCCGUCCGAUGCCUUCAGGGGCGAGGGGCGCGAGGGAUUCGGCCCGAUGCCUUCAGGGGCGAGGGGCGCGAGGGAUUCGGCCCGAUGCCUUCAGGGGCGAGGGGCGCGAGGGAUUCCGUCCGAUGCCUUCAGGGGCGAGGGGCGCGAGGGAUUCCGUCCGAUGCCUUCAGGGGCGAGGGGCGCGAGGGAUUCCGUCCGAUGCCUUCAGGGGCGAGGGGCGCGAGGGAUUCCGCCCGAUGCCUUCAGGGGCGAGGGGCGCGAGGGAUUCCGUCCGAUGCCUUCAGGGGCGAGGGGCGCGAGGGAUUCGGCCCGAUGCCUUCAGGGGCGAGGGGCGCGAGGGAUUCGGCCCGAUGCCUUCAGGGGCGAGGGGCGCGAGGGAUUCGGCCCGAUGCCUUCAGGGGCGAGGGGCGCGAGGGAUUCCGCCCGAUGCCUUCGGGGGCGAGGGGCGCGGGAGGCGCCGGGGCAGCGCGCAAGCCUUGCUCUCGGGAUAAGAUGCUUCUUGGCCAUCACCUUGAAGGCACACUUGGCCCCUCCGCGCGGGCAUGGCUACGCCCAAGGCCCCGUUCAGGCGGACUUUCAUCUCUAUGACAUGGACUGUCGUAUGUGCGAAGGUCAUGCCAAUUUGCCACAGGAUCUAUCUGUGUAUCUGUCAUCCCGUCUGAGGCUUCUGGUCUUCGGGGGCACUGCAUUUAGGACAAGAUCAAACAGAUAA
Messenger RNA from Penaeus chinensis, 1008 nucleotides. Its product is annotated as ribosome-binding protein 1-like. Bases 1 to 1008 code for a protein of 335 amino acids. The transcript is spliced from 3 exons. NCBI's taxonomy places the organism in Eukaryota, Metazoa, Arthropoda, Malacostraca, Decapoda, Penaeidae. The record is from RefSeq and is a predicted model, not a curated record.